Messenger RNA from Trifolium pratense (red clover), 3349 nucleotides. Its product is annotated as protein SEMI-ROLLED LEAF 2-like. The coding region runs from base 77 to 3100 and encodes 1007 amino acids. NCBI's taxonomy places the organism in Eukaryota, Viridiplantae, Streptophyta, Magnoliopsida, Fabales, Fabaceae. The transcript is spliced from 19 exons. The record is from RefSeq and is a predicted model, not a curated record.
UUUCAUGCAAAACUUGGUUCAGAUUUUUUAAUUUUUUCAAAACUAAUCAAUUUAUUGAUAUUUUUGGAAUUCCAAAAUGACUACGGCUGUAUCCGGUGUUGUUUCCCGCCAAGUUCUGCCUGCUUGUGGUAACCUUUGUUUCUUCUGCCCUUCCUUGAGGGCAAGGUCUAGACAGCCUGUCAAGAGGUACAAAAAACUCAUUGCUGACAUUUUCCCUCGUAACCAGGAGGAAGAACCAAAUGACAGAAAAAUAGGAAAACUUUGCGAUUAUUCUGCCAGAAAUCCUUUACGCAUCCCAAAGAUUGUGACUGCCCUUGAGCAAAGGUGUUACAAGGAGCUACGAAAUGAGAAUAUUCGCGCAACAAAAAUUGUCAUGUGUAUUUACAAGAAAUUUCUGUUUUCUUGUAAAGAACAGUUGCCAUUGUUUGCUAAUAGCUUACUAAGUAUUAUCCACACACUGCUGGAUCAAACACGGCAAGAUGAAAUGAGAGUUAUCGGAUGUAACAUUCUUUUUGAUUUUGUAAAUAGUCAGGUUGAUGGAAGUUACCUGUUCAACUUAGAAGGCAUUAUCCCAAAGCUUUGUCAAUUAGCUCAAGAAAUGGGGGAAGAUGAAGAAAUUAAAGUUCACCGUUCAUCCGGUUUGAAAGCUCUUUCAGCAAUGGUUCGAUUUAUGGGCCAUCAUUCUCACAUAUCAGUCGAGUUUGAUAAUAUUGUUUCAGCUGUCUUAGAAAAUUAUGAAGUUCCUAAGGAAAACGAAGCUACUCUUGAUCAAGAGGAACAAGGUAGUGAAAAUAAGGGGGAUGAUGACACCACCAAUGAGGGUGAAUCCUCUCUAUUGCUAGAUGUCAAAAACAGAAAUCCAUCUUGGAGUAGAGUUGUUAACGACAAAGGCGAAGUAAAUUUUACAAUUGAAGAAGAUAAGAAUCCUUCUUUUUGGUCUGGUGUUUGCCUACAUAAUAUGGCCAAUUUAGCCAAGGAAGGGACUACUAUACGACGUGUAAUGGAAUCUUUGUUCCGAUACUUUGAUAACGGCAAUUUAUGGUCUAUAAACCACGGUCUUGCUAUUUCUGUGUUGAAGGACAUUCUAUUUUUGAUGGAUGAUUCUGAGAAAAAUACGCAUGUAUUGCUGUCGAUGCUAAUUAAGCAUCUAGAUCAUAAAUCUGUCCUUAAAGAACCUAACAUGCAGCUCGACAUUGUUGAGGUUGCCACUUCACUUGCCGAAUAUGCAAAGGUUCAACCUUCUGUAUCGAUAAUUGGUGCAGUAAGUGACAUGAUGAGACAUUUACGGAAGACCAUACAUUGUUGCCUAGAUAACUCAAAUAUGGACAAUGAUGCAAUCAACUGGAAUAAGAAUUUCAGGCAAGUUGUGGAUACAUGCCUUGUUGAGUUGGCGAAUAAGGUUGGAGAAGCAGACCCAAUUAUUGAUGUUAUGGCUGUGAUGUUAGAGAAUAUCUCAACUAUUACAAUGACAUCUAGAACCACGGUCUAUGCUGUUUAUCGGACCGCUCAAAUUGUAGCCAACUUACCAUCCUAUCCGAAAAAGGCAUUCCCUGAGGCAUUGUUUCACCAACUACUCUUGGCUAUGGUCCAUCCAGAUCAUGAGACACGAGUGGUAGCUCACCGCAUUUUUUCUGUCAUUCUUGUGCCAACUGCUUCUGUGCCCAAAGCGUCAGGUGUUCCACGAACACUUUCAAGAGCAGUCUCUUUUUUCACUUCUUCAGCUUCCUUAUUUGAGAAACUAAAACUGGAGAAACGUUCUUCAAGUUUAAGAUUAAGUAAGUUUAACAAAGAAAAUGUUGUCGGAGAGGUUGAACCAGCUAAUGGCAAUGUUGGGAUCAUAAGCAGAUUGAAGUCAAGCAAUAGUCGUGUUUCUAGCAUGAAUAGUCCCCGUUUUACGGAUAAAAUGGACGGAACUACUGCAAACAGUGAUAAUCAGAACAUGAAGGUUGUUGCCCUCAGGCUGAGUAGGCAUCAGUUAAGCCGAUUGGUAUCAUCAAUUUGGACACAAUCUAUAUCUCCUGAAAAUAUGCCUGCAAAUUACGAAGCAAUUGCUCUUACAUACAGCUUGGUGUUAGUUGUUUCUAGAGCUAAGAAUUCUUUUCAUGAGUUAAUAGUUCAGAGUUUUCAGCUUGCGUUUUCUUUAUGGAAUAUUUCUCUCAGAGAAGGGCCAUUGCCACCAUCUCGUCGGAGAUCACUUUAUACUUUGGCAGUUUCAAUGAUUAUGCUUUCUUCAAAAGCAUAUAACAUUGUCCCUCUUAUCAAUAAUACCAAGCAAGUGCUUACGGAGAGAAAGAUUGAUCCCUUUCUUCAAUUGGUUGACGACAAGUUGCAAGUUGUUAAAUUUGCACCUGAAAAUCUAACCAUCAACUAUGGAUCCAAAGAAGAUGAUGAAAGGGCCUCACACACAUUGUUGGAAUUAUUGGCUUCUGCACACCAAACACAUGAAAUCUUUGCUUCUGAAAUCAUUAGAAGCUUGGACAUUUAUUCAAAAGCUGAAUUACUGUCAAUAAAAGAGAAACUGUUAGAAGAAUUCUCACCGGGCGAAUCAUGUGAUCUUGGAUCUCAGUUGACUGCGAAUAUUCCCAGAAAGAAUACUUCAACAACCGAUGAUGACUUUAUUUAUGAGUUAUUUGAAAGUCAAUUAAAAAACAGUCCAAGAAUAUCCAUGGAGGUCCCUAGUCUUAUGAGUGCUGAUCAACUUUUAGAAUUAGUUUUCGACCCAUCUACUCCUGCUGGGAGGAUUUCUGUAUCACCUGCAUUUGAUACGCCUUACGAGGAUACGACUGAUCACUGUGAGGUACAUAUGAUGGGAAAGGACAAAGUGUCCAGAUUGAUGAGUACCACUCAGAAUCAAGAAUGUCCGGUGAACCACUCUUUACCAAAAGACGACAAUGAAACAAAAACCAUGGAUUCGUCUUCCCAUGAGGAUCCUCAGAAGGUGGAAAAUUCUUUCUAUGAUGAGAAUUUUGUGGAAUUGUACCAACCAACUUCUGGCCCCAUUCCGAAUUUGUGUGGAGCAGAAUAUCAAGAUCAUCCUCACUUUUUCCAACUGCCAACAGCAAGUCCAUUUGAUAACUUUCUGAAAGCUGCUGGUUGUUGAUCAUGUAGUUGUGUUGAAUUACAAAUUCUAUCAAGUGGUUAAGAAAUCGUAAUGAAGAAAGCAGCGAUGUUUCUAAGUACUGUAAUUUCACCGGUGCUAAGGUCAAGAUAUGUCUGGAAAUAUUAUAGUGCUACUGUUUUGAACAUAAUGGGCUGUGUUUCUGAAUUUUCGAUAUUGACAGUAUUAUAUUUCAAUGUACAUAUACAGAAACUGCAGUUUUUUUGGCGAUAGCAUAAUAUGAACAUAAGA